AUGAUAAGCGAAGAAGAGAAAAAUCAUUACAGAGAAGAAAAAGAAGAAGAAAAAGAAGAAGAAGAAGAAGAAGAAGAAGAAGGGCCUCACUGCAAGGGCCGGCUCGACUCCGGCGGCGAAGAAAGGAUAAGUGAAAAUGUCCCAAUUCUUAAUAUCACGUCUUGGGCAUAUUUCUUCAAUAUUUUCAGCCGAAAUAAAGUUAUUAUCUCGGCCCAAAAGUUCAGCUGGGUCCAAGCCACGAAAGACCACGCAGCCGAGUCCAACAUAUAUAGCUAUCUAAACAGAACUUACAGUUUUCAAAGGUUUUCAAAAGAAGAACAAGUGGGGACCCUGCACUGGUUUUUCCAUCCUGAGUCACUCGCCCAGUCAAGACUGGGUUCUGUGGGAGCCGACCCCCAGAAUGUGAUCACUAUAUUCAGUAUGGAUUUUUAUGGAGUACAAGAGGAUCAACACUCACCCCCAUUAUGUUUUUCAGAUAACAGUCGGUGCAGAGGCAUUUCCGCUACGCAUUUCAAGUUUCGAACCUGCAUGUUAAGUAAUUUCAUACUUACAGAUUUUAACCAGUUCAACAGAUCAGUUAAUGCUGGAAUAGUCCUACAUAGUAUCUUUAAGAAGCCAAUGAGCAUGAGUUUAAGAUAUAAGUCAGCCAAUAAGUAUCACAUUCUGGAUAUUGAGACGAUCAGUAAACCUCUCGGAAGAAUUUUAGAGGCGAAGAAAAAGUCAUCUGGAUAUGUGAAAGUUGAAGAUAAUCUGUUUAAUAUGACAAAGACUUAUAAGUUUCCAGUUAUAUUCGUCAAGAAGAAGAACGGAUCCAUGAGAAUGUGCAUUGAUUACGGGUAUUUAAAAAGUCAAGACUGCGUUCAGACGAGAUACGGUCUUUAUGAAUUUGUGGUUAUGCCGUUUGGUUUGAGUAAUGUACCAGCGGUGUACAUGGACUUGAUGAACCAUGUAUUCCAUUAG
Messenger RNA from Striga asiatica, 960 nucleotides. NCBI's taxonomy places the organism in Eukaryota, Viridiplantae, Streptophyta, Magnoliopsida, Lamiales, Orobanchaceae. The record is from the annotation of a GenBank genome assembly.